This is a messenger RNA of Scutellospora calospora, 384 nucleotides long. The record is from the annotation of a GenBank genome assembly. Lineage: Eukaryota; Fungi; Glomeromycota; Glomeromycetes; Diversisporales; Gigasporaceae.
AUGGAUCACGGUGACCAUGGAAAUGGAAGUAAUAAUUUUAGAUGCUCAAUGAAAAUGCUUUUCAAUUGGGAUACUACAAACCUCUGUAUCGUAUUUUCUUGGUGGAAAGUAGAUGGAAUUCUACUCCUGCUUUUAUCUUGUUUCUUUGUUGCUUUAAUUGGAGUUGCUUAUGAGGCUUUAAGAAACCUAGCAAGAAAAUAUGAUGAAAAAAUAUGCGAAGCAAGUUAUCUCCAAAUUAAUGGUGCUGAGGAAGAUAAUCCACCUGUCGUUAGAGUGAAACGUAUUGUCAGCAUAGUUGUUGGUACAGCAGUUGGCUUCUUUUUUUUCGGUAAACAAACUGUUUCAAGUUUGGAAGAGGAUGAUAGAAUUAUAAAUUGUCAUUAA